AAACCUUCAUUAUUAGUUUAUCUUCAGAAAUAAAUUGCACUGCCAAUUAAACUAUCUAAAAAGCAAAAAUGGCGAGCACUAAUAAGGGCAAAAUGGUAACAGUGUUGAGUAUCGAUGGAGGCGGUGUUAGAGGCAUAAUUCCCGGUGUCCUUCUCGUUUUUCUUGAAUCUAAACUUCAGGAAUUGGACGGACCAAAUGCGAGAAUUGCAGAUUAUUUCGACGUAAUUGCAGGGACGAGCACCGGUGGCCUGGUAGCUACCAUACUGACAGCUCCGGGGAAGGACAAAAGGCCAAUUUAUGAAGCAAAAGACAUCACAAACUUCUAUCUUGAACAUUGUCCCAAGAUUUUCCCACCCAAGAGCCGGAACAACUUGUUUAAUACGGUAACUAAUCUGUUCGGAGGGCCUAAGUAUGAUGGAAAAUACCUGAGAACCUUGACAAACGAGUUGCUAGGGAAUUUGACCAUUAAAGAUACCUUAACUGAUGUAAUUAUACCAAGUUUUGACAUCAAACUUCUUCAGCCUGUUAUCUUUUCAACCGAUGAGGCAAGAAUAAAUGGUCUGAAAAAUGCUCGGCUAGCGGAUAUUUGUGUGAGCACCUCUGCCGCUCCUACCUAUUUGCCAGCACAUUCCUUUACGGUCAAGAAUGAUAAAGAAUCUCACACUUUUGAUCUUGUAGAUGGCGGGGUUGCAGCGAAUAAUCCUACUAUGCUGGCGAUAUCACACGUUAUGAAUGAAGCAUUGCUGAAAAAUCCAGAGUUUGUUGAUGUAAAACCAAAUGAGAGCAAGAAUAUGCUAGUUCUAUCUCUAGGAACUGGAGCACCAAAACAUGAGGCAAAAUAUGAUGCGGCCAAAGCAUCUAGUUGGGGUCUGAUAGGUUGGGUUUUGAACAAUGGCAAUAAUCCGAUCAUUGAUAUUUUUAGUAACGCGAGCUCGGAUGUCGUAGAUUUUCACGUCUCCGCUGUUUUUCAGUCUCUUCAUUCCGAACCGUAUUACCUUCGCAUUCAGGAUGACACAUUGAGCGGUGAUGCAUCAUCAGUUGAUAUUUCAAGCAUAGAGAAUUUGGAAAAGCUUGUAGAGAUUGGUAACGAGCUACUUAAAAAACCUAAAUCAAGAGUCAAUUUGACGACUGGUUUGCAUGAAAACAUUGCAGGAGGAGGCACUAAUGAAACGGCUCUCACUGAUUUUGCAAGAAAGUUAUCAGAAGAACAAAAACUUCGCCGCCAACACCAUCAAUAACUCAACUGAAAUUGUCGUAUAAAAAACUAGGUAGAAGAUACAAAAAAACUCCUUCAAGUUUUUUUUUUUUAAAGAACACACAAGCUUUUUUAGUUAUUUUCACACCAUUUGAGCCUCCAAAGUUUUUAAAUAGUGCAUACAAAUCUUCACCAGUGAAAGAAUCACAAAAAUAAUUAAAAUUUGGUAAAAAGAAACUAAAAAAUGUUGUGUGCCCUUUUUGAUUUUUUUUU
Molecule: messenger RNA, 1468 nt
Organism: Mercurialis annua (annual mercury)
Lineage: Eukaryota; Viridiplantae; Streptophyta; Magnoliopsida; Malpighiales; Euphorbiaceae
Product: patatin-like protein 2
Exons: 6
Coding region: 69-1238 (389 amino acids)
Biological process (GO): lipid metabolic process
Molecular function (GO): monoacylglycerol lipase activity; glycerophospholipase activity
Source: RefSeq, a predicted model, not a curated record